Molecule: messenger RNA, 1185 nt
Organism: Pipistrellus nathusii (Nathusius's pipistrelle)
Lineage: Eukaryota; Metazoa; Chordata; Mammalia; Chiroptera; Vespertilionidae
Source: the annotation of a GenBank genome assembly
AUGGUCCUCCUCAGCAGCUUUAGAAUUCUUCUCUGGGGACUGGUGCUUUUCACAGAACACAGAGUCCACAUGGGAACGGUAGGGGAGCACUCUACUGCCCCCCUGGCUGAAGUCCCUACCGUGCCCCUGAUUCAGGAGCUGCUAAAAGAAGCCCCUAACAAGCCACAGAGGAAGCCACAGGUCCUAGAGCACCCCAUGCGGUACAUGCUGGAGUUGUACCAGCGCUCAGCUGAUGCGCAUGGGCACCCGAGGGAGAACCGCACCAUUGGGGCAACCAUGGUGAGGCUGGUGAGGCCCUUGGCCAAUGUAGCAAAGCCCCUCAAAGGCUCUCGGCACAUACAGACCCUGGACUUUCCCUUGAGGCCAAACCAGGUAGCCUACCAACUAGUCAGAGCCACUGUGGUUUACCGCCAUCAACUCCAACUAGCUGGCUUCCAGCUCUCCUGCCAUGUGGAACCCUGGGUCCAGAAAAGCCCAACCAACUGUUCUCCUUCCUCGGGAAGAGGUUCCUCAAAACCUUCCCUACUAUCUGAAGCUUGGACAGAGAUGGAUGUCACUCAACACGUUCAGCAAAGACUCUGGAAUCACAAGAGGCACCGGAUCCUACGACUGUGCUUCAUGUGUCAGCAUCAAAAAGGUAGUGCGGGUCAGGAGCUCCUGUGCCAUGGCACUUCAUCCUUGGACACUGCCUUCUUGUUACUCUAUUUCAAUGACACUCAUAAAAGUGUUCAGAAGGCCAAACUUCUACCCGGAGGCCUGGAGGAAUUUAUGGAAAGGGACUCUUCUCUUCUCUUGCGUAGGGCACGGCAAGCAGGCAGUAUUGCAUCUAAGAUUCCUGGCCCCUCCCAGGAACAUGAUAGGCCUGAGAGUAACCAGUGUUCCCUCCACCAUUUCCAAGUCAGUUUCCACCAGCUGGGCUGGGAUCACUGGAUCAUUGCUCCCAAUCUCUAUACCCCAAACUACUGUAAGGGUGCCUGUCCUCGGGUACUACACUAUGGUCUCAAUUCUCCUAAUCACGCCAUCAUCCAGAACCUUGUCAAUGAGCUGGUGAACCAGAGUGUCCCUCGGCCCUCGUGUGUCCCUUAUAAGUAUGUUCCCAUUAGCAUCCUUAUGGUUGAAGCUAAUGGGAGUAUCUUGUACAAGGAGUAUGAGGAUAUGAUUGCUCAGGCCUGCACAUGCAGGUGA